CUAUGACGACUUACUUUGGACGAUCAGACAUAUUCAAAUACAUAUAUAUAUUAUUUUUGCUUCCUCAGCACUCCAAACACAUGGAAAUUGCUUCAAAAAUGCUUAUAAACAUGUUAUACAUGUACUGUAUACACGCACACAGUAUAUCGACACAGUCACAUACAAUAUAAACAUCCAUAUUGUAAAUAUGUAUCUACACAUACAGCACUCACGUAUAGUGUAUACAUAUAUACACAUACAUAAACAUACUGUAGUACUUAUAUACACAUACAUAAAGAUACUCUAGUAGAGACGUAUAUGUUCUACUAAACUAUUUGUAUUUUUAUCAUUUUCUUUGACUCAUAAAUUAAUUGUCAUUUGUUUACGUGUGAACGUUCAAUGGAGGGAUAAUAUUAAUUGCGACGACUAACGAGAAUAACCCGUUCAAAUGAUAUUCAAAUACGAGGACUAGUAUCUGUCGAAAGUCUUGUGCGACUGCGUGUUAGUGCCGUUCCAAACGCGGUUUGUUCUUUUUGAAAUUGUUUGUUUUGCAACAUUGCACACUUUGGGGCGAGUGGUGGCGCACAGCGCAUCUAAUAAUCAUUUUAAAAAAUAAAAACUGCCCCCCCCGCCCCAAAAAAAAAAAAAAUGACUUACGAGGAUUGUAGAAAUAAGAUAAAGACGAGGAAGAGGUUUGUAAAUUUUCACAACAAAUUCCGGUCCUCCGACAUGAGCAAGCGCAAAAUUCCUAUUCACGUACAGUCAAUUUUCAUCAAAUUAUUAUUAUGUUUUUCAAUGAAAUUCAAGUGUUUUUCUUAAAACGUAAUUUUUGUGCAUAACUGUUGCGCGCUUCAUUUUAUGCAUCACUUGGAUGACUGAGAAGCGACAAUAUACAGUAUAACUAUUUUCGUCUGUUUUGAAUUUCAUAAUCACAACAUUGACGGCGUCGCGUUGCGCACGUGCUCGACUUCGUUCCGGGCGGCGUGGGUUCGAUUCCCGCUCGGCGUCGACGUGCGUUCCUGCGACUGACCGGCGACGGGUUAAGGGCGUAAUCAUUCCUUUUGGGGCGGACUCCGGCGCUUCGGGGACCCUUGUGAGGAUAAGCGGCUGGUAAAACGGAUAGACGACAAGGGCGUAACCCUUCCUUUUGGGGCGGACUCCGGCGCUCUGGGGACCCUUGUGAGGAUAAGCGGCUGGUAAAACGGAUAGACAAGUUAAGGGCGUAAUCCUUCCUUUUGGGGCGGACUCCGGCGCUCUGGGGACCCUCGUGAGGAUAAGCGGCUUGUAAAACGGAUAGAUAAUAUUUCAUUUUGCGAAUUAGGAAGGGUUCUGUGAAAUCCGGACGGGGUUCCGCACGUCCCACAACGUUAAGAACCAACUGGGGUGGGUCCGACGAAGCACAUUUAUGAAGGUUUUCUGGUUUUAAGACAGUGGGCAGGGCUCCCUCGAAGGUGGGUGGGGCUUGGGGAGGGGGGGGGGGGGGUCGGGGCUCCGGUCCGGACCGUCGGCUGACGUCAGCGCGCGUCGCAGGAAGAUGGAUCGAACUGCGGCGGGAGGCAACGUCGAGCUGCGCCGCCGUCACCCCAAAAACAAGCAGGCCGCGAGACCGGGACCGGGUGUCGCUUAGCCCAACCGACCACGAGACGCUCGAACGGUCGAAGCUUCGCGGCGGGCAUGUCGCCGCGGGGGGGCUGAGUGAGUAACAUGGACCACCACAGACUGCGAGUCCACACACUCCUGAAAGCAUGGCGCUCAAGAUGUGCGGCUCCCAGUGUUUUCUUUUCCGUGGAAACCGGGUUCAAAUGGCUCUUUCGGUGUCAAAGGUUGCCGACCGCUGGGCUAGACCGUCCCGAGUGCAUAGUAAGACGCAGGAAGAUUAGCGGCAGUCCCUAGCAGCACAUAUGACACCUCAGGCGGGGGCGCAGAUCCGGCGGGCGGCCAUCCUGGCGGCCAUCUUCAUCCUGAUGACGCUGGUCAUCUUGUACAGCUCCAGCGCGAGCGCCGGCGAGACGGCCCACGCGCCCUUCCGGGUGGCCGGGAACCACACGCCCCGGCCCACCGACCUCAAGAAGUGGGCCACCGAAGACGACUACCUGCCCGUCUACGGCCACGAGAGGUUGACCUUGCGGUGCCGCCACUGCGCCCUGGUCAGCAGCUCCAGCCACGUGCUGGGCAGCAAAGCGGGCCAGGAGAUCGACGCCAGCGAGUGCGUGAUCCGCAUGAACGACGCGCCCACGGCGGGCUACGAGGCCGACGUGGGCCGGCGCACCACGCUGCGGGUGGUGGCCCACUCCAGCGUGUACCGGGUGGUGCGGCGGCCCAGCGAGUUCAUGGCGGUCGAAGCCGGCGGCGAACGCACCGUCAUCUUCUGGGGGCCCCCGAACAAGAUGACCAAGGACUCCAAAGCCACCGUGUACAGAUCCAUCCAGAGGAUCGGCGCCACCUACAAGCGGGUGUCGUGUUUUACCGUGGCUCCUGCAAAAAUGUACAGAUUUGACAAUCUGUUCCAGCUGGAGACGGGACGAGACAGACAAAAAUCAAACUCGUGGCUGAGCACGGGCUGGUUCACCAUGGUCAUCGCCAUCGAGGUUUGCGACAACGUCAAAGUUUACGGGAUGGUUCCACCAAGUUACUGCGGGAACAGGCCGGAAUCCGACAAGUUCCCGUAUCACUACUACAAGCCGCGGGGCUUGGACGAGUGCGUGACGUACUUGCAGAACCAGAACAACCAGAAAGGGAGCCACCACCGCUUCAUCACCGAGAAGCAAGUGUUCGGGCGCUGGGCCCACCAGUACAACAUCACCUUCGCGCACCCCGCUUGGUGAGAGCGUUUCCUCGCCGGAGACGGGACGCCGUCCGCUUUCAGGGAUCACUUACAAGGAGCCGUCGUUGGGGGGAAAACAAACAAAAACAAAGCGACAGACGUGUGGAAUGUUUUCCAGUGGGCUUUUUUUAUGUGCAAUAUUUGUAUUGUUGCGUAUCGAGGGUUAGUGUUGCAACAUUCCGAGAACGUUUCAAAUGGGGAAUUCUAAAUUGGAAUCAACCAGGAAUUUACAAAAAUUGAAGCCAGUUUGGCUCUUAAAUGUACUGUACAACGUAAAAGUUCAUGUAACGUUUAUGGGAGGAACGUUUUUUUUUUUUUUAAAGUUACUAAAAUGACCCCCAAUUCCCACAGAAAUUUCCCAAUUUGUUUGUGACGCCCAGCGUAUUUCCCAUCUCAACUUCCCACGGAAACUUUCUCGAAAUGUUCUGCCGACGCACUAGCGGGUAAAUCUCAGUAAAUGAAAAGAUUUCUUUAGUUUCUCCUACAUUAUCACGAUUCAUUGAGUAUUUUUCACAACGCAAAUUAAUUUCAACAUACCAAUCAUUUCUAUUGUUUCUUUCUUCCGUGAUAUCCCGUUUUUUUUUUUUUUUUUUUUGAGAUGAUAAAGCUGUACGUAAUGAUCAUCAAAAUUAUACAGAAAAUCGUGAAAUAAUUGUUUGUGGUGCAUCGCUAUGAUUAGUUUUUUUGAACGGAAUGACCUUCAUAAAUAUUUUUGGACGCUCGUAAUUUAUUGAGAUGUACCUGUAUGCUUCGCAACAUCGAGCAGGACGACGACGAGUCUUUUAUCGGCAGAAAAACUUCUCUUGAUUUGAUCGCUUCAAGGUGCUCAAGUCAAAACGUUAGCGACUUGCCGAGUCGUCGACGUUUUGCAGACGACGGCGGGAAUGGAAAGCGACGUUUUCCCCCCCCCGCUCGGUGCAACAACUCGCUUCAUUUGUUUUACAUUUGGCAUCCACUUGGCUAAAAUAAAGAAAAAAGUGAUUUUUAGUAAGACGUGGUUUGAUAUUUUCCAAUUCAUCUUGACGAUUUUUCCUGCGUACCU
Syngnathoides biaculeatus (alligator pipefish) is the source of this 3845-nucleotide messenger RNA. It is a transcript of the gene st6galnac6, whose product is annotated as ST6 (alpha-N-acetyl-neuraminyl-2,3-beta-galactosyl-1,3)-N-acetylgalactosaminide alpha-2,6-sialyltransferase 6. Gene Ontology annotation, molecular function: alpha-N-acetylgalactosaminide alpha-2,6-sialyltransferase activity. Gene Ontology annotation, biological process: ganglioside biosynthetic process; oligosaccharide metabolic process. The transcript is spliced from 7 exons. The record is from RefSeq and is a predicted model, not a curated record. Bases 1881 to 2804 code for a protein of 307 amino acids. Lineage: Eukaryota; Metazoa; Chordata; Actinopteri; Syngnathiformes; Syngnathidae.